Molecule: messenger RNA, 696 nt
Organism: Metarhizium album ARSEF 1941
Lineage: Eukaryota; Fungi; Ascomycota; Sordariomycetes; Hypocreales; Clavicipitaceae
Product: Dihydrofolate reductase
Exons: 1
Coding region: 1-696 (231 amino acids)
Biological process (GO): dihydrofolate metabolic process; tetrahydrofolate biosynthetic process; folic acid metabolic process
Cellular component (GO): mitochondrion
Molecular function (GO): NADP binding; dihydrofolate reductase activity
Source: RefSeq, a predicted model, not a curated record
AUGGCGGCCGGAAGCGGAUGCACCAACGCCACCAUCAUGGUGGCCGCCACGCCGUCCAUGGGGAUGAGCUACAAAACACGCAUGCCGUGGCCCAGACUGAAGCGCGAAACGGCCUACUUCGAGUCCACGACGACGAGACGCGUCACCCCCGAAACGAUGAACGCCGUGAUAAUGGGCUACAAGACGUGGGACAAGACGCCUACAAAGAGAUACCCCGGCCGCAUCAACGUGGUCGUCACGGGAGAUCCCGACAAGAUCCCACCCCGCCUGCAGGGUGAUUCGAGGAGAGAGCCGCUCCACGUGGCGACGAGUCUCGAGGGCGCCAUGAACCUCUUGUCAGAGACUUACACGGGGGGGCCGAGUCCGGGCCCGCCAGAAAGCUCACUUGACCCGUUGGACGGCGAAAGUGGUGUUCCCGUCCUGGGCCGCGUCUUCAUCAUCGGUGGCGCCGGCCUGUGCCGGGAGGCGUUGCGGAUGCCGUGGGUGGAUCGUCUGCUGCUUACCCGUGUCGCGGACGACUUUGACGCAGACACUUUCUUCCCUUUGCAUAUCGACGGCGGCGGCAACGCUGAAUGGGCGCGACAAAGCGAUCAGGGAUUUCGAGACUGGGUAGGGCCCCAUGCCCCGGAGGGCAUCCAGACCGAGGACGGGAUUGGAUGGGAGGCGUACAUGUUUACGCGGAACAAUGGGCACUAG